AUGGAAGACAGAAUCGAAGAAUAUGAGGUUAAGCUAGCAAUAGAAAAGAUAGCAGAAGGUAAAUCACCAGGAGAAGAUGGAAUAACAUCUUCAUUCUAUAAAAUCCACCAACACAAACUAAUUCCAAUCCUCACAGAACUAUUCAACUUCUUUUUAAACAAUGAAAUUCCAACAGAAUUCAAGAACGGUAUCCUUACAUCAAUAUACAAAGGUAAAGGGGAUGUCUUGGAAAUCUCAAACAGAAGACCAAUAACGUUACUCAACGUAGACUACAAAAUCUACUCAAAAAUAAUCAACAAUAGAAUACUAAAAAUCCUGCCAAACAUAAUCUCAAAGUACCAGAACGGUUUUAUACCAGGAAGGCUACUCCACAACAACAUUAUAGCUUUGGAUUUAGCAAUGGAAAAGAGUGAUAGAAACACGAUAAUCACCUUUUAUGACUUCGAAAAAGCCUUCGAUUCAAUAUCUCAUAAAGCGUUAAUAAGGACUCUAAACCAUCUAAAGUUCCCUCGGAAAAUAACAAACACAAUACUAAGCAUGUUAACGAACACCAACAUAAGGGUCAUGGUAAAUGGACAACUCUCUGAAUCCUUCAGAGCAGGAAGAGGUACAAAACAGGGCGACCCAAUUUCACCAACUCUCUUCGCUAUAGUAUGUGAAUGCUUAUCAACAUCAAUAAGAAAAGACAAUACCAUAAUAGGCAUAAAACUCAAUCAGAACAAUUCGAUGAAGAUUGGACAAUAUGCAGACGACACAGUCACACUAGCCAGUAACAUAGAUGACGCAGAUAAAAUGGAUAUGAAAGUUAUAAAAUUUUGCCAAGCCACAGCAGCAAAAAUAAACGAUAAUAAAUGUGUGUGCAUCACUAAAAACCCAAAGAUAAAGACCAAAUAUAAGACAAUUGGGGCGAAAGAAGAAGAAAGAUAUCUUGGCUUUUUCUUCAACCGCAAAGGUGUAAUAAGCAAAGUAGAUGAUACGGUGAACAAACUGGAAAACCUCACAAAAUGCUAUUCGAGCGUGUCAUCAACGCUAAAAGGUAGAAUCACAAUCCUCAAAUCAUACCUGCUGUCCCAACUAACAUUCCAACUAUACAUCAACGAAAUAAAUGACAUAAAGAAACUGGAGAACGUUAAUGCCAACAUGUUAUUCAAAGGGGACAGGUGGGCUAUCUCAAAAGAAAGGAGCAGAAGAGACUAUGAAAUUGGAGGCCUGGAACUCUGGAAUAUGGCAACCAGAUCCAAUGCCCAGAAAGCAUGGAUAUACGAACAAUACCUCAGAGAAAAAGACGACCAGAACUGCCCUCCACAUAUGGAAGUCUGGAAGUCGGAAAAAGAAAACUCACUAUCAAGGAUUCACAUCAAAUGCUGGAAAGCCUGGAAGUUGUUGCACCACCCAAGAGAGCGAAUAACUCUCAAACUAAACCAAGUCAAACCCAAAUACGAAAACAAACAAAAAUUAAAAGUAAUCUAUAGAAACAUGAUGGAUAUCAAAUACAAGGGAUGGAACAAACACCAGCCAACAACAGGUCAAAAACUGAUUCAAAAGAACAUUAAUCACCCAAUUCUACCAUUCAGAGAAGCCAGAUCAAUCACAACUAUCAAAGGAAGAGACUUAGCAUGGAGAUAUCUACUCAAGGCACUUCCAAAACACCAUGGGGAGAAUUGCCACUCAUGUAAAGAAGAAGAAUCGUCUAUGCACAUCUUCUUCGAAUGCAAAUCAAUAAAACAGAAUAUCGACUCAAUCUAUCAAAAGGUCUGUAAAGACUCCAACAACACUUACCACGGUCCAUGGAGCGAAAAAGUUCUCGGAAAACUACUCACACCAUUCUCAUCAAAUCUGAUAGGAGCCAUUAUGGAAUCGAUAUGGUACAGAAGAAAUCAAAUAAAAUUCAACGAUAACACUACAAUAAUAACAGAGAACCAAAUAAUUCAUAAAAUCAAAAAAGCGAGAGAUGCCGAAUGGGAUAGAACAAGAAAGAUAGUAGAAAAACAACUACGUCAAGAACUAAGAUGCACUGAUAACCGAGAGUCAAUCAAUCGGACCGCAUCAAUAAAAAGAAGACUCGAAAAAUUCAGCCACAACUGGAACUCGAAACUCAUGACCAUAAACAUCCCGGAACACUUCAUACCAUACUGCUCAUAUAACACCAACUACUCAUAA
This is a messenger RNA of Dictyostelium discoideum AX4, 2160 nucleotides long. RefSeq lists its product as hypothetical. Gene Ontology annotation, molecular function: nucleotidyltransferase activity; RNA-directed DNA polymerase activity; DNA-directed DNA polymerase activity. The record is from RefSeq and is a predicted model, not a curated record. Gene Ontology annotation, biological process: DNA biosynthetic process; RNA-templated DNA biosynthetic process. Lineage: Eukaryota; Evosea; Eumycetozoa; Dictyosteliales; Dictyosteliaceae. The coding region runs from base 1 to 2160 and encodes 719 amino acids. The transcript has a single exon.